GGUACAGACGGACUGAUUGUGUGGACAGCUGGAGCGAAACACUUAGAACAAAAAGACUCUUAGAAAUUGUGCCAGAAAUGGAUGGGUGAACUAAAUUCAGUCUUAGUUGUUGUUCUGGACUUCAUGAUAGUGCUUUCCUUUGAUGUUGCGACAUGGAGUACAUGUAUGACUGGGAAGAGCAAGAUCGAUUCUCGUUUGAAGACAGUGACCGAUUUGAAGAGGAUUCCCUGUGCUCAUGGGUCAGUGAGGCAGAGAGUGUCAGCAACAACAAUUGGCGGGGAUGGAGGAAGGGAGGGACGACAGUCGGGUCAGGAGGGUCAUCACAGAGCAGCCAUUCCAAUGAAGUGAUUCAGCUAGUGGAGCUCGCUGCCAAGACGGUGGCCCUCAACUUCCCCUUUGAGGUGGUGGAGCACAUGUACCCACCUGUCCCAGAGAAUUUACAGCUGCGCAUUGCGUUCUGGAGCUUCCCUGAGAAUGAGGAAGAUAUAAGAUUGUAUUCCUGCUUAGCCAAUGGCAGUCCGGAUGAGUACCAGAAGGGAGAGCAUAUGGUUAAGAGUAGAGCAGUGAAAGAUGCCUUACAGAUUGGCUUCCAUCUGAGCGGCACGGUAUCACCUGUGGCCCAGGGAAGUGCUGCCCAGCAGCAGGGCACCUUCAAUGUGGCCAUCACCUUUGAUCGCCGCCGCGUCUCAUCCUGCUCUUGCACCUGCGCCUCAGCCAGCAAGUGGUGCAGCCAUGUGGUGGCGCUCUGCCUAUUCCGCAUUGUGCACCCGGCCCAGGUCUGCCUGAGGGCACCAGUCUCAGAGUCCUUGUCGCGGCUUCACCGGGACCAGCUGCAGAAGUUCUCGCAGUAUCUAAUUAGCGAGUUGCCCCGGCAGAUCCUACCGACAGCGCAACGUCUAUUGGAUGAGCUGCUCUCCUCUCAGGCGAACACCAUCAACAUGGUCUGUGGGGCUCCGGACCCCACGGCAGGCCCCUCGGCCUCUGAGCAGACACGAUGGUUCCUGGAUGAUGCUGUCAUGCACGAGAGCAUCAAGAAGACAUUGAUACGAUUCACAGGACCAACUCCUAUUGUAUUCAGUGAUGUCACCUCCUUAUACCUGUCCUCGAGUGCCCCGCAAGCAGCGGCUGAGUGGACCAACCUCCUGAGACCUCUGAGAGGUCGGGAGCCUGAAGGCAUCUGGAAUCUGCUGUCCAUUGUCCAGGAGAUGUGCCGGAGGAGGGACAACAAUGCCAUCACUCUCCUCAAGAUACUGACUGAGGAGUGCAUCAUCUGUGAUCAGAUUGUAGUGUGGUGGUUCAGUACCAGGACAUCUGCCCUCCACUCUCAUCACGGAAAUCAUGGUCAUCGUGCCAACAGUAACAGCACCACCGCCAUUGCACAGCAUGCCUGUGCCAGCAUGUGUGAUGAGAUCGUGUCACUGUGGCGUUUGGUGGCUCUCAAUCCAGCCAUCACACCCACAGACAGAGGGGAACUUGAGAGGGAAUUGCGCAAUUGGCACCUUCAAGUCAUUGAGAAAGUACGCAAGGGCCGCGGGCCCAACUUUGCCAACACGGUGGGCAACGUAACAAAUGUACGACGGGUGGACAUUGAGAGUUUCUUGGGAUUCAAGCCGGCCAUCGAGGCCUGCCUCAUGGACUGGCAGGAUUACUUCAUUGAAGGGGUGACUUACAGUGAGCCACGGAAAGACAGGGUUGAAGCCAUGAAAUCACCCUCUUGUAAAAGGACUACUCAUUCCACCCAACAGAUUAAACCACCCCAGCUCAAUCCUCCAAUAAGGACGGAGGAACCAGACUCUACCACUGUGACCGAGGGAGAUCCUAAACUGAGGGACAUUCCAAAGGGCUGUAGCAAUGAGCUCCACCGUUUGAGCUCCUCUGAAUCCAGCUCAAGUAGUAGUAGCUCUGGUGUGGACGACCAACGUGUGCUAAGCUCCAGUCGAUCAGAGGACACAGACUCUGACUUUCAGGGUAAUGAAUGCACCUGCCCCACCGAAGAAGGUGCUGAGGAUGGGACUACCCCAUUAAGAACCAGCCAAUCAGGCACAGGGCGAACACCUGCUGCCGGUGUUGAUGGGAAUAACACCAAAGCUGGGGGGAAACGCAAGGCAAAAUUAAAACACUUACAGCGCAGCGAGUCAUUGGACUCGGCUGACGUGUGUCUGGAUGCUCCGCCUAAAAGCCUGCAGCCAGAUUCAGACUCCUCAUUGGAUGUUGGGAAUCAGAGCAACCAGGGGGUCAAAGGUGAAGAGAAUGAACGUCCUCAUUCAGGAGAUGAGUACCAGGUGUACUUCUAUGACACCAAGGCCAAAGUGACGGAGCAAGCACCAAAGAAAAAGAGUGACACGCCCAAUCCUUUUGCUGGAAUCAAGAAGACAGAGGACAAAAUUGAGAUCAUGUUUUCUAGGGCGGAGGCUCUCCAUGCUCAUGGCUACACCAGACACGCCUGCAAGCUGGCUAUUGAGCUGGCAGAGGAGAUGCUAGCUAACCCACCAGAGCUCAAUAACCCUCCACCCAGUAACCUGUCCAACCGGGCACGUAAGAAGCACAUCCACCAACAGAGCACACUGUCCACCAUGACACUUGGCAAGUCGGCAUUUCUCUGCAGUGUGCUAUCAGAGCAACCAGACUGCCACCAUCUGGCAUUCAAGAUUGGCAUGUUUGGAUUGGAGUUACCUCGACAACCAGCAUCUACAAAGGCCUUGGAGGUCAAACUGGCUAAUCAGGAAUCAGAUUUGGUGGGUCUCCUGAAGCGCUUGCCCCUCACACAGAGAGAGUUGACCACCAUUCGCCAGUUAGCCAAGGAUCUGCAUGAGGGCUCCCUUGUGCUGAGAAGUGCGGCACUGCUGGCCCUCUUCAUAAUUGAUGCACUUUGCCUUCCUGGCCAGUCCUCCUCCCUUGGUCGUUCCCACAUGCGUUCCGUCUCGGCCCGGGACCGUCUGGCCACAGACGAGAAGGUGGGCUUUGAUGCUGCCGUGGCUGCCUUGGCCAUCAAGAGUAAUGUGUCUGAGUCAGAGCACCCACUGCUGUGUGAAGGUAUCAGGCGGCAAAAAGGCGAGCUGACCACUACGCUGCUAGUUCAUUACAAGGAUGACCAGAGUAAACUCCGAAAGAUUCUUGAUGCUUUGCUGGACAAGCAAGGACCAAAGACUCAACGAUCCUCCCAGCCUUUCCCACAAUCCUCUGCUUGUUCCUCUCAAGAUGGUUACCGUAGCAACACAUCCUCCAUGAUGGGUGAGGGGCAGCAGGAUGCCUCUGAUCAGCGGCCCUCUGAAAAUCACAGUCCACAGGAUGAAACCAGAGAGGGAGCGUCAUCCAGUGAUCCAGCCGUGUCCCACAUCACCCAGGCUGUGGCAUCCUGUGGCCUUCGGCCCGAUGAUGCCAGUACCUCCCGGCCUCAGAACACCAGCCCAGAGACCCCCAGCAUUGCGAGUUGUAUCCAGCACCUGAGUGCGCCCAAGUCCACAUCACCAGAGUGUUCUUUUCCAUCAGCUACGUCACCUCAGCAGCAACGAGGUCACAUGGUGCCAACAACUUCAUCUCUAUCUCAGCCCCACAGGGCACCCUCGGAUGUUGUGGCAACAGGUUGGAAUGAGGACCCAGGAUCCUGUUCAGGCAUGAUCUCAGUGGGUCCAGACAUUGACCAGUGGAGGCAGGCCCAGGCUAGGGCUAGUGGAGGGCGGAGCAGCAGCUACUUGUACUGGGGGAGGAUCUUUGGCAAAAAUCAGAAGAGAAGUAAAGGAAUGGCAGCCAUUGACAGCAGUGCUCCCGAGACCACAUCUAGUGAUAACUCCCCCACCAUGGGGCGCCGUGUCCCCCCUGGGGGCUGGGGACGAUACCAUGGGCCAGGCAGUGACAGUGGCAGUAGUGGUAACUCCAGCGAUUCCAUCAGCUCCAGUAGCUCGGCUGAGAGGGGGACAUCGGGUGCCAGACCAAAGAUCCGAGAUGUGGAGGGCUUGAUGCCUUCCUCACCAUGGAUACGGCCCAGUCCCUCAUCAUUAUCUGAUACUCAAGGAGCAGAUUCCAGAAGCUCAACACCAAAUUCCAAAGCAGUCAGGAAGGGAGGCAAGAAAGGUGGCCGCAGCGACGUGUCGCCGUCUGUCCCCAAUCAGCCAAGUGAAGCCUCGGCUCAUUUCUUCUUUGAACUGGCUCGGACAGUCCUGACCAAGGCUGGUGGAUCCAGCAGUACCUCUCUCUUCACCCAGCCAGCAGCCAAUGCCAACCACUCUGGCCCCCACCGAGGGUUACACCUGUGUGCAUUUGAGAUUGGCCUGUAUGCGUUGUGGUUGCAUAAUGCUGUUACCCCUAACUGGCUAUCCAGGACCUACUCCUCACAUGUAUCCUGGAUAACAGGUCAAGCUAUGGAGAUCGGCAGUGCAGCCAUCAGUAUGCUGGUGGACACCUGGGAAGGUCACCUGACCCCCACCGAGGCUGCAUCAUUGGCCGACAAGGCCUCCAGGGGUUUGGAUCCCAACAUGGUGGGCACUGCGGCUGAGCUGGCCCUGUCCUGCCUAAGGCAUGCCCAUGCCUUGAACCCAACCGAGGUCAAUAGGGCUCUAACCCAGUGCAAAGAACAGGACUACCAGAUGCUGGCCAAUGCUUGUCUAGCUGUCGAGAGUGCGGCCAAAGGAGGCGAUGUCUAUCCAGACGUACUCUUCAAUGUUGCCCACCAGUGGGAGUGGCUUCAUGACAAUAUGUUGGGAGCAGCUAACAGUCGUCGAGUCCGGCCCAGUGAGGGUGCAGAUGCCCACCAGGCCACCGGUAACAAUGGCUCGCCGACCACAGAGAGUGGUCAGAUUGUACCGUAUUCAGUGGCUGUGAGUGUGGCACCCAACGCAGCCGUAGUCAGUCCCUUGUUGUUACCCUAUGGAGUGGCCCGGGUGCCUCAGGCUGUGCAGGUACCGCUGGUGUAUCAUCCCAGCUGCCCAGAAUAUGUCCAAGUCGACCCAUCAUAUCUCCCUAGGUUGCCUGGAACAUUCCAAGGAUACCCUACACUUCCACAUGGCCGACAUGGGACCCCAGACCACAGACAAUUACAGCCAAACUCACACAACGUGCAUUGGAAUGGAGUCCACCAGUGUCCGCCCUACUAUUCAACAUGUCCCUACUCGUCCCCCAACCCUGUUCCCCAGGGUGUCCCUGUACCCCUUCCAAAUCAGUUCUCUGCCCAGGCAGCCCCCUCUGCUGCCCAACCAGGGGUUUCCCUCCGCCCUACCCAUGGUGGUUACCCGCUGCCCGUCGUGCAUCCCAGGCAGUCAGCAGCAGCCCAGCUGGCCUCUCCGCAGCAGAACCCCCCUCUCCAGCAAGUGGUUGGGCCCAUGGGUCCACACCAGCACACAGGACUGUUCUAUUUGGAUGCAGCAUACAGGGUAGGCAUGCUGGCCAUUGACACGCUGGCAAGGAGGGUGCACGACGAGAGGACACAGGCGAGAUUCUCCCCCAAUCCGCCCUAUGGAGAGGAUAUCAAAUGGCUCUUGGAGAUAUCCAAAAGGCUAGGUUCAAGCUAUCUACAGCAAUUCUGUGCAUGUGUGCUGAAUGUUGUGGUGAGCCCCUUUGUUCUACACACCAUCGCCUGGGAAGCUGCCCACUACCUAGCCUCUAGUAAUCACACUCCCAUCCAGGCCAGUCUGCGCUCACCUGUCCUGGGUCCCAUCGUCCAGAAGUGUGUUCAGAUGUACAUCCAGUGCAUCCACCAGCGUAUGUACCACGUGACGCAGCCCGAGUAUGAUGACUUCAUCGCCGUGGUACAGAGUGCUCAGAAGGCAUUUGUCAUGGCACCAGGUGGCAUGGCGCAGUUCAACGACUUCCUGCAGUCACUGCGCAGGUUGCGACCAUGCAAGCGGGAGCUGUGGACUCGGCUAGCAAGCACACUGUCACCAGGGAAUGUGUUUGAACAUUCAUCUAGUAGUCACUGACAACCUCCCAUGUCAUAACUACUAAAACCACAGAUUUAGCAACGAUGUCAACUCUAACAAGAUGAACAUAUCAUAAGUAUCUUUGGAUAUACAAAACUUCAUGACCCAAAUAUUUCAAAUUGUUUAUGUGCUAGAAGUGAAGUGGUAUGCGAACGUACAUUUCAAUUCAGUUUUAAUUUUUAACUGAAAAUGUGUCAAUUUUUUGAUAUGUAUGUCAGAGGUUAUUUGUUUUCAUGAUUUUUUCCUGACAAAUUCACUCGCAGGAAAUUUAAAGUGUUAUAUCUGUAAACUGCAGCAUCAUAAGUGACUAGCUGUCCCACUUUGAUAUGGAGAAAGUCUUGGGGGGGCUUUGUUUGGGUAUUGAGGCUGUAAAUAAUGAUGUACUUAAUUGAAUGUAUGAUAAUGAUGUGUGCAAACUGUCUCCAUGUCAAAAUGUUAGCAUUUGUAAACUAGUUAAGCAUCAGUAGGAAUAUUCGUGUAGAGUAGGAAGACCUUGUCAGAUGUAGGCUGUUUAGAAAGAUUUCACAUUUGGUUUGUGCCCUCGGGUGAGGGUUCCUUGGUCUCUGUUUUUUUUCUGUACAUGUAAUUAUGUUCGUUGACAAAUGUUUUUAAAUUUGUUUCACUAAUGACAACCAGGGAAAUAGUACAUGUAUGGUAUGCACACUGGAGAGAGUCUGAACAGUCUGAGCUUGUGCAGAUCUGGAUCUUAUGGUCUGUGCUGGGUUGGCCCAAUGUUGAUCUGGCUUUUCUCUUUGCCACCGAUGAGGGAGUUAUUUGCACAUGGGCUUAGCUUGCACCAAAGCCACUUGCAGGCAGACAGCCUGGCUACAUUUUCAGCACAGAAAGCCCAGGAUGGACCAUUAGGCACGUAAGGUAUCCACUCCAAGCAGGAAUAACAGAAGAUGUGUUUUAUUGUGACCCAUUGAUGGGAACUCACCACAUGCACAGUUUCAUGCAUAUUUUGUGUGAGACGUGGCAAGCAUGCACAACCAAUUACUCUAUAUACGUACGGUCUUUGCAUGUGUGCCAGGCAUGUGAAUGAGCCGAGUCAAAACAUUUCCCGUCAAGCCUUAUCCUCUUUGCCAGUGAGAGUGCAGUUCCACUCUGGGCAGAUACAUGUACAUGUACAUAAUGGUACAUAUCAGAGGCUUUGAUACAUUGCUUCUGCAUGCUGGAGAUUGUGUAUGUGUAAGAUUUUGCAUGAAAUAGAUACGUUUAACCGCAAGAACAGAGUGCGUCUUGACUACUUCACUGUAUUAACACAGUGAUCACAUUUACGCCUCCUUGUACUAGAGGAUUCUCCCCCCCAAGCAGUAACAUCCCUUGGGGCUGACACACCAUGUAGCAUACAUCUUGCUUUCAGAUGUUGUCUUAACCUCUCUUCUUGCGACCAGCGAGGGGGUGCUUCUACACUGAAGUCCUUAAAUCAUGGUCUCAGCCUGCGAUUUCAGAUAAUGAGCUAUACUGAGUGUUUAGUGAAGCUGAGCUGUGCACUGUAGGUGCUGAUUUUAUGAACACUUACAAAUGGUCGGAGCUUUUCAGAUUGACAUGGGAUUGUGGUGUUCACAUGAAACAUGUGGAUGUGAUUGUAGGUGUCAGUGAUGUGACAAAGAAGUAGAAUUACAGCCAACUUAGAAUAGGUAGUGUCAUUAUAGCUGACAGUAUGUUUUUCUUUGAAUUUUGUGAUUUUUGUUUUUUGUCUUGGUGGUCACAGAGUAACCGGUCAUGACCUGGUUAAAGAUGGCUGUUGUAACCUGGUAAACUGUGGUACUAGGUAACUGCAAUUCCUCCCACAGUGUGAUACAUAAAAUGAAAGAUACCAUUCUAUCAAUACAAACAAAAUGUGUGUGAGACUGAGUAUUAUUCAAAGGUGUACUCACCAACAACAAAGAGGUAAACAUGAAGAUAUGUUUUCUUUGUAACCAGUAUGCAGUGUGUGCCCUAUGUUCGUAUCAUUCACUACCCAUUCAUGUUCUUAAAAGAAUAUAUUUAUCUGCUUUUGAUAACUAAAUGUUAAAUGUUAUUAAACUGGUUUUAUGUUGUAAGAAAAAGCAGUUACAUGUAGUUGUGGAUGUUAACACAAUAUUGCUGAAAUGGAUUGGUUGUGCCAUUUUUGAAUCCAGCAUUUUAUUUUUGCUAUGGCUGUGGAUUGGCACAGUGGUCACCCAGUGGCAGAGGCCAUAGGCGUAGCGUAAAAACCCUGCUUCGGACAUGACUUAGUUCAUUGGCCCUUCCAUGUUUCUGGUUGGCUUUGAGUACAUGAAAGCUUGUGUCCAUAUUGAACAUGUUGGGCUGUUGCUUUUGCUUUUUUGCCAUUGGCAUGCUGCUGUGUCUAGCCCUAGCCAUAGUCACACACACUAUAAAGUCACGGCAUCAGAGUUGACAAGGUCCUUCAUUAUCCAAUGCCUGCUAUAUAAAAAGAUUAUGGCAAAGACAGCUGUGUUGCUGAAGAUGACCCAUUUUAGUAAGUACUUGUUGAAUUUCAAUGAACUGUACACAUUUGAGGAAUGAUUUUACGUUAGAAAUUACAUGGUAACUUUGUAAGCAUUACUGGAAUUGUUAGGCUACUGUUUUUACAAAUGUGAAAAAUUUACUAACUGGUAAAUGUUAAGACUACAGGAUAUGGCUUUUUACCUGUGUUGGUGUUUUACUGUUUAAUGUGCAAUGAUCUAGACUGUUUUGUCUUACGAUGUUAACAUUAUUUACAUGACUGUUGAAUCAUUUUCUUCUCAUUAGAUCUUUCUUCCUUGGAUUUAAAUGGCUGUUUCUGUGUUGUGGGUGGAGCUUCCAUUUGUAUGUCUAUCGCAAGUUAUGAACAGAUUAGCAUAAAGACUUGAGUAGGUCGUAAAAAUGCAAAUUACAUGAAUGCAAAAUAUGCGUCUUGAUGGCAAAUAUUCUAGAUGAAAACUUUGCAAACAUGAAUAUGCAUCAGUGGGCGUUGCCUUUUUUCUCUCCUUCCUAGAUCACUUAUUAGCAAGCAAUUAGUGAUUCUGUAGAAAGUAGAUAUGCAUAUUACAAGAACUCGUGAUUUAUCCAAUCAGGUAUUUAUUAAUUUUUGAGUAUUGAAUAUGCAGCAGUCAUUUGAUUUUUAACCCUUUUCCUGUACUUUAUGUAGGACUGUUUUGUUGUUUUUAAUCUUCAGAAGUUAAUGGAUUUGUGUUCUAAUGACAACUGUUAAAUUAUCAUCUAAAACCUGGAGGUAUUGAAACUACAAAAUUUUGAUACUUCUCUCUGAUUCCAUACGGCCCGUCACCUUUUGUCCUAUUUACAGGGAAAUCAUUUUUUUGCUGUUAUUUAAUAUUGCAAAACAAAGCCAAUGAUGGAUUUCAAAAGUUGAAUUGGGACAAUUUUUAAUUGGUUAUUUGUAUAAAGUGUUCCCCCCUCAUAUUGUACAUGUAGAGUUUGGGAUCCUGACAGGGAUAUAUAACGUUUUUUAAAGGAAGAAAAGUCUGAAUGAAAUCAGUGAUAACUGUUUCCAAUUUAUAUUUGGAGCCCACAGAGGAACCAAGCUCAAGUAUGGUUGUUUACUAAAGACUUUGUUUGGUUUUAGUUGUUUAAUUUACAGUUCUCAGGUUUUUGAUAUUUUUAGUGUACAUAGUAUUCGAAUAUAAUGUUACUUGUAUUGUUUCCUACCCUUUUUGUUCAAAAUCAAAUGUCUCACACAGUAAGGGAAUCCAAAAUGCUGAAACUGUCUUUAGGUUCAUAUUUAUGACAAAAUGACGUGACAGAAAGGGUUUGUUUUUAACAUUGUUCUUUGGUUCCUGAUGCAUCUUUUUUUUCCCCAGAUAGUCCCACUGUCACCAUAAUAAUGCAUUUGAUUUUUAUCAUUGUUUUUCACAUUGUGUUUUAAAAAUCUAUUAUUUAUCUUUGUCAGUUAGUCACGUGACUGUACAAACUGAUACACUCCAUUUCAAGAAAACGAAUGAAGAAAAAAUAAAUGAAAAAUGUGAGAAGUCCAUUUUUGCUAUAUGAACAAUUA
This is a messenger RNA of Acanthaster planci (crown-of-thorns starfish), 9891 nucleotides long. RefSeq names its product zinc finger SWIM-type containing 8 (gene zswim8). Gene Ontology annotation, cellular component: Cul2-RING ubiquitin ligase complex. Gene Ontology annotation, molecular function: zinc ion binding. Lineage: Eukaryota; Metazoa; Echinodermata; Asteroidea; Valvatida; Acanthasteridae. The record is from RefSeq and is a predicted model, not a curated record.